UUCACGUUUGGUAUCUGGGCGAGGUCUCUAUCCUAUUUGAAAGUUGCCAGUGACUAACUUUUUGUUAGGUUAUAACUGGGGGCGAUUUUUUCGAUUCCUAGAAUUUAUUAACUGGUUUAGUGAUGUUUUCCUGUGAAUAACCAAUUCUGGAGAACCAAUUCAUCGCGAAUUUAGACAAGCUCAACCACUUUAAUCAUGUGAUAAUUCUUCCGAAACCGCAAAACAACUAGUUUAGUUCAUGCAUCGCAGAAUCAUAGUCCAAACCAACAUGGACCCGCUCACAGACUACUCCGAAGUGUACCAGAGACUGCCCCUAAAGGUAUACCUAGCUUACGGCAUGGGCCACGUCCUAAACGACGUCUGUGCCUCCAUGUGGUUCACCUAUUUGCUGGUAUUCUUGCAUUUGGUGCUAGAUUUCACCAACGCACAAGCCGGCGCCCUCCUCCUAAUAGGACAAGUCGCCGAUGCUCUUGCAACACCCUUUGUCGGGUACUACUCGGACCAAGGGGACGACUUCUUCAUUUGUCGUUACGGGAAACGGAAAAUCUGGCACCUUUUAGGCACGAUUUGCGUUAUUUUAACGUUCCCUUUUAUUUUUGCUCCCUGCGUAGGCUGCGAGGAUGCCUCCAAGUGGAGCAGGAUGAUCUACUAUUCCAUGUUUAUAGUUAUUUUUCAAUUCGGCUGGGCCGCAGUGCAAAUAUCACAUCUGUCACUCAUUCCUGAGAUUAGUCCAAAUGAACAUGACAGGACUAAAUUGACAGCUAUCCGUUAUGCUUUUACGGUGCUGGCGAACGUUUUGGUCUACGUGGUGACUUGGGCAGUGCUUCAUUUGGCUGGGAACGACAAUAACAAAAUCAACUGGACGGAUGCUCCGAAAUUUCAGCAUAUAGUUUGGGGCGUUAUGAGUUUUGGAGCGGUCUGUUCCUUUCUGUUCCAUUUCCUAAUCAAGGAACACGAACAACAGAACGGUUAUCACGACGUUCGCGGUACGAAAGUUCGUACAGACUUAAAAGAGCUCUUUACCGACGUCCAGGUGUAUCAAGUAGCUAUAAAUUAUAUGUGUUCAAGAUUGUUUAUCAAUUUAACUCAGGUUUUCAUCACUUUAUACCUUCACGAAGCUCUGGAUAUGGUUGCCAGUUCUCUGGCUGUAGUUCCUUUAACAAUGUACCUUGCCAGCUUGGUAACGUCUUUUGUAGUCGGCCAAAUCAACAGAGCUGCCGGUAGGAAAAUAACCUACACUUUCGGAGCGAUGCUAGGCCUAGCCGCGUGCAUUUUUAUACACUUUGGCAAAGGAAAACUCUAUACGGAUUAUCUAAUUUAUCUGGUAGCAGCUCUGUUGGGUUCGGCAAGCUCUAUCGUGCUGGUUUCCAGUUUAGGCGUGACAACGGAUUUGAUCGGUACAAGAACGAAUUCUGGAGCCUUUGUUUAUGGAAUAAUGAGCUUCACUGAUAAACUAUCAAACGGGGUGGUGGUCGAAGUGAUACAGGGACUCCAUAAGGACGAGAAGAACACGUGGUUUUAUCGGGACAUUUUGACCUACGUUUGUGGGGCUUCGGUGAUUCUGGGUGUAGCGGCUGUGAUGUUUGUGAAGAGACCUCUGAGCGUCAGCGAGUCUCGAAGGGGCUUGUUGAUCGAGAGUGAUGAUACAGGAGAUGCGUUGAAUUGAAAUGAAAAUGUUUAUGUCGAAAAAAUUACAAAAUUAAUAUAUUUUUUUUUAUUUUGAGAAAUUAUUAGAUACAACUCGUAUACGAUCGAUUGGGUUAUUUAAAAAAAAGGAUGUUUAUAUUAAUUCCCUCUAUAUUUUUAUAUAAAUAAGCUGUAAAACGCAAAGUUCUACAACAAAUUAAUUUAUUUUUACAUAAUUUUGUAUUAUAUUUUUUUAAUCAUAAUUUACAAAGAUUAAAAAUAACACGUAUUUUGCGUGUGACAGCUCGCGUACAUCUAUAUACAGAUCUGAGAUAUUUUUUAUUGUAUAUUUUUAUGUAUAAAAUGUUAUUUGAGGAAAUCCUGUAUAUAAGAGAUUCAAAAAUUUAUAACAUCUAGUCUUAUUUUCCUAAAAUAGAGUACAACUCAAAAUGGAUAUUAUAGUAUUAUUAAAAAAUAAGAUUAUGUUAUUAAUAAAACUACUUAGAGAAUAUA
Molecule: messenger RNA, 2139 nt
Organism: Sitophilus oryzae (rice weevil)
Lineage: Eukaryota; Metazoa; Arthropoda; Insecta; Coleoptera; Curculionidae
Product: major facilitator superfamily domain-containing protein 12-like
Exons: 2
Coding region: 239-1666 (475 amino acids)
Biological process (GO): carbohydrate transport
Cellular component (GO): membrane
Molecular function (GO): symporter activity
Source: RefSeq, a predicted model, not a curated record